Molecule: messenger RNA, 459 nt
Organism: Anisakis simplex (herring worm)
Lineage: Eukaryota; Metazoa; Nematoda; Chromadorea; Rhabditida; Anisakidae
Source: the annotation of a GenBank genome assembly
AUGUCGAAAUUGUACGAAGCCGUUUGGCCAGCGUUAGCCUCGAUUUAUAAACGUCCAAAAAACUUUACUGAUCGUUGCAACGACGACGAAAUUGAUCCACGUUAUGUGCCUAUAACUCAUUGCCCAACGAUUUGCAUACGAAUGUGGGAAGAACCAAUUGUAGCAGGUGUUCGAAUCAAAGGUCACAUUCGUGGAUGCCUUGAUGAUUUAUUGUAUAAUGGUUUCAAUCAAACGAUUGUCACAUGGUAUAGGUGGAUGCAUCGUGACUCAUGUCGUCAAUACAGGAAGCGUGAAUUAUUUAAAUUAUCGCCUGAACAAAGCGAUGAGAGCUAUAUAAACGUUUGCACUUGCUACGCAGACUAUUGCAAUGGCUCUGCAUCAAGUAAUGCCUCACGACUCUCACUUCCAAUGUUUCUUCUUAUUUACCUGUUCAUUGUUCUGCCAGUCUUCAGGUUAUGA